AUGUCUGUGGCAACAUCAAGUACUAAUGAAUUGAACUUUUUAAAGAAAACAGUUACGGUUUCGCCAUUGGUUUUGUUAUCUGUCGUUGAUCAUUUCAACAGAGUAGCCAAGGACAGUAAAAAGAGAGUUGUUGGUGUGAUAUUGGGAGACAAUUCAACAGAUACCAUCAAAGUCACCAACUCCUAUGCCAUACCAUUUGAGGAAGAUGAGAAGAAUCCAGGGGUUUGGUUUUUGGAUCACAAUUAUAUCGACUCCAUGGGCGAAAUGUUUAAAAAGAUUAAUGCAAAAGAAAAGUUGAUUGGAUGGUAUCAUUCAGGUCCCAAGUUGAGAGCAUCAGAUUUGAAGAUUAAUGAUCUUUUUAGAAGGUACACGCCUAAUCCGUUACUUUUGAUUGUUGAUGUUCACUCAAAGGGAGUGGGAAUUCCAACCGAUGCCUAUUUUGCCGUUGAUGAUAUCAAGAACGAUGGGUCAGCAGCUGAGAAAACGUUUGUCCACGUUCCAUCUUUGAUCGAAGCAGAAGAGGCCGAGGAGAUCGGUGUCGAACAUUUGUUGAGAGACAUCAGAGACCAAGCUGCGGGAAAUUUGUCAUUGAGAGUGACGCAAACAUACCAAUCGUUGUUGGGAUUGCACCAAAAAUUGAGAGACAUUGCAACUUAUUUGGAAAAAGUAUACAACAAGAACUUGCCAAUCAACCAUACAAUUUUGGGAAAACUCCAGAAUGUCUUUAACUUACUACCUAACUUGGUACAACCGGCAGGAAGCUCACAAACCGGUGUAGAUGCUGCUACCGGAAGUGAGUUGGCCACUGCAUUCACUGUCAAGACCAAUGAUGAACUUAUGAUUAUAUACAUUAGUACAUUGGUUAGAGCUAUCAUUGCAUUCCAUGAUUUGAUUGAGAACAAAUUGGAGAACAAGAAGUUGAAUGAGAAGAAAGCACUAGAAGCAGAGUCGUUAGUCGAGGAUAAAAGUGCAAUCACCGCGGAGUUGCACACGGUCAACAACUUCAAUUUCUUCUUCCACAAUACCAAACGAAGCUUCAUCAAAAGCCAGAAUUUUAUCAACAAUCAAUUUUUAACUCGAAAAGUGAAACUACCUCAUGUUCCUACCAAGAAUACCUCAUAUGCAAAACUUCAUAAUAAGUCACUUUUAAACGAGUCCAAAGGUUCAGGAUCGGCAUCUGUUUUAAACGUGGCCUCAAAAGUCCUUACUUGUCAAGAACCAGAAGCGAAGCUGUCUCAAAGCUUGUCCUCGGAGGAUGGAUCUGCCAACAACAUUCCAUUUAAAGUAUCGCCUAAAACACCAAGAGUUACCAAAGUUGAGCCUGUGUCUAUUCUCGGAUCCAGAACUGGCUUGAGGGAUGAGCUCAGAGCAUAUGUUAAACUCACGAAACCUAAUUUGACAGUGUUGGUAACCUUAAGUUGUAUCUGCUCCUACGCCAUCUCACCAUUAAGUGUCUCCUUCUUUGAACUAAUAUUUUUGACAGCAGGGACAGCUCUAUGCUCGGGGGCCGCAAAUGCGAUUAAUAUGGGACGAGAGCCGGAUUUCGAUAAACAAAUGCCUAGAACCAUGGGCCGCCCAGUAGUGAGAGGGUUGAUUACUCCACAACAAGCUUAUAACUUUGCCGGGUUGAUAGGAACCACGGGUGUAGCCAUGCUUUGGUAUGGCGUCAAUCCCGUUGUGGCCUCAUUGGGUCUAUUCAAUAUUGUGUUGUAUGCUUGGAUAUACACCUCGAUGAAGAGGAAAUCUAUAAUCAACACAUGGGUCGGUGCUAUUGUUGGUGCUAUACCUCCAUUGAUGGGCUGGGCUGCAUCAUCCUCGUUGGUGCAUCCAGGUGCAUGGUGUUUAGCUGGUUUACUUUAUGCAUGGCAAUUUCCUCAUUUCAACGCCUUGUCUCAUGGAGUAGCACAGCAGUAUAAACAAGCAGGGUAUGUAAUGACGGCUGCUGAAAAUCCAAAGCUAAAUGCAAGGGUAGCAUUGCGUUAUUCUAUAUUAAUGUUUCCGCUCUGUUUUGGAUUGAGUUAUUUUGGUAUAACUGACUGGGUUUUCCCAUUCGAUUCAGCCAUUGCCAACGCAUGGCAAGCGUACUUGGCGUUCAAGUUUUGGCAACAGCAACAGCGAAACUACAGUAAUCCUAAAGGACCCACUACAGAGGGAAUAGCAUUGGCUGGUAUCCAUGCAAAGAAACUAUUCUGGUGCUCAAAAAGAUACAAAAACAUGUUCAAAACACCAACUAGGAAUAAGAAAUAUGAGCAGCUGGUAGACAAGACUUUGGCACUAUUUGAAUCACUCGAGGAAUGGGCCGACUAUAUUGCAUUUUUGUCGAAACUUCAAAAAGUUUUACAAUCAUUUGUUGACUCUGACGAAGGAGAAUCAUUCUUUGUUCCCAAUACAAAGGAAGUGUCUUACCGACUAGCUUUAUGUUUGUCCCCCACAUUACCAAAUGGAGUACAUCAAAAGACAUUGAACAUAUACGAAUUCAUAUUCGAAAAUCUCAGCAAGUCGCAAUUGAAUUCGGAUGUGAGCCUUUGGCUACCUGGUAUUUUGCCACUUUUCUCAUACUCUUCAAUACAGAUCAAGCCUCAACAAAUCAAGAUCUUGAAAACGUUGAUUGUCGACAAAUUGAGUCGAGAAACUUUGAGGAACUUGAUCAAGCCAUUGGUUCUUUGGUUUUUAUCGGGAAUGGAAGAUACCAACUCAGAAGUGUUCAAUGACGUUCACUCACUAAUGACUUCUUUUAAAUCCAAACUCAAUGAUGAUUCUCAAUUUUGGCAUUGUAUUUUCCUUUGCAUUAUAAACACACCCGAGAGGAGAAUGGGGGCAUUGCAUUGGUGCGAAAGGAAUUUGCCAGAGUUUACCAAUACAAAAGAUGAAAGGGGCAAUCCACUUUUUUCACAAGAAGCUCAGCUUUGCAUGAAGCCAGAGGCAGGACUCUUGGUGAGAGCCUUUGCAAUUGUGAUUGGAUCAUCUUCUCUGUCUGACAUUUUGGUUACCAGAGGAUUCUUUGAUUUGCUUUUAUCUCGAGUACCGUUGGACAGUGCAAUUUUUGAUAACAAGGUUACAUCAAAAGAUAAAGAUUUGUUGAUUAUGUCAUGUUGCAAGAUAACAUUAAACAAAGACGUGAGCUUGAAUAGAAGAGUCUUGAAUUACUUUUUGGGUCCAGAUGUUGAAAGUGAUAGUGAAUCUAGAAGAAAAUACUUUAAGCAGAACGCCAAAGAGUCAUUGAGCAGAGGACUUAUCAAAAUGGGGACAUCCGAGUCCAAGAAAGAUCAAUUAGAAGCAUUGAGGAUGUCUUUCUAUCUAAUAAUGGACAAAUGGGAAAUAAAUUUUGAACUAACUCGUGAACUAUUCUCCCCAUUUCUUUACCACUGUUAUGAGAAGCGUAGCGACGAAGAGGUGAUGAAAAUAGCAAUGAGCUUCUUUGAUGAAACCGAAUCUUGUUACAUUUGGAACGAAGUUUUCAAGCUUAUUGUUUUGAAUGAAAAGUCCAAUUAUGAUAUAAUUGAAUUCAUACUCAAGCAUUUCCAUCUCAACGAAGACGAAAAUGUAACUACUUUUUCACCGUUGGCAUUGUCGUGUCUCCUAUCUGGUCUUGAGAUAAACAGUCAGAAACUCGAACUUAUUGAGAUUAUGUUUGGGUAUAUACAGAAGGAGAAUUUGGGUGACGUUAGCAAAGAAUCUGAUUUAUCUAGCUCUCAAUUAUUGGAAACAGUUAUUAAGUGGACGGAACAAGAAACGAGCCAGGACCUGAAAACCCUGCCAUAUCAUUUUGGCGAAUUGUUACCAUACAUACUCAAGCAAUUGGAAACCCUCUAUCUCAAGAAUUCUUCAAAUUUGGUCUGGGGUUCAAGAGUCGGCAACCUUUUGAUUCGGUUAUUUGAUGCCAUUGAAUCCAUUGAUGAGAAACAUGCUGUGUCGGAGAAAUUAUUAACAAACUGGUCAAGAGAUGCACCUGCCAAGCCUGGCAGUGAAGAUAUUUCCAUUGCAUUGACAAGAGUAAAUUUGCUUAAUCAUUUAUCCAAAUUCAUCAGUGUAGUGCAAAAGCAAAAAUGCUUGAAAUACAUAUUAACCAGCCUAUGGCAAGCAGUGAUAUCUUCCAACCCUGCCAAUCACCAAGUUGAAGCAGUCAAGAGCAUAUUUGAGUUGAAGUUUACAUUCUCCAUGAAUAAGAUUGAGGCUGGCAUUUUGGAAUUGUUUUUGAAAUUAACAAUUGACAAACAAAUCGCUGCAUUCGAAACAUUGUAUAUUCAUACAAUUGGUAUUAACGAGGCGGAACAUGUCUUGAGCCGUCAAUUUCAACUAAUUUUGGAUAAAUCGGGUGGCAAUGAAAGACAACAUUAUGAAGCUGUAUUGGAUUUAAUCAAUCGAGUUAUAAGCAAUAAUAACCCACAAAGAUUACUCAAUUUGUGCUUUAACCCAUUAACAAAGUUUGGAUUCAUGGAAAAUGGUCAUUUUAAGCUUGAGUGCAGUGAUUAUUGGGAUCAAUAUGCUUAUGAUUUGAGAAAAAUUGAUACAUUGUUUGAUUUUGAUCUGAAGAACAUUAGGCACCACAUUAGCAGUGACCAAUUUGUUGUGCCAGAUGGAGAAAAUGAGCAUGAAUACAACUUGCAAAUAUCAUACAAGAGGUAUUUGCUCUUGCUCUUGAAGGAAAACCUAAGACUAAUAUCUUUACCAGAUCCAUUAGGAUUUGGUAAAGAUGAGUACCGUGUCAUUGCUGAUUUAAGCUUGAACAUUUAUAUUAAGCUAAUAACUGGAAAUGAGAAGACAUUUGAAACUUUGUUUGACGAAUUGCUUACUGACGCGUUCAAUCAUAUAAACGCUGAAGAUGAGAACAUUGUAUCCGAGUCAACCACUGGGAAUUUCUUGCAAUGCAUCUUCCAUUUCCUUGAGCGUGCAUCUGGAUCAAAUACCAAGUUAAAUUUGUUACAUGUUCAUGAGCAGGACAAGGGUCCAGUGUUGGUGAACUUGAUUCAAUCAGGGGUAGCAAAAUGUCAGUCACCAAUUCUACUUGAAAAAUACAUGACCUUAUUAAUCAAAUCAGCUUAUCUUUUUGGUGAUUCGAUUUUCAGCAUCUUGCUCACUUUAACUGAAACCAUCGUUUUGAAAAUCAAUUCGUUAUUCAAUCGCUUCCUCAACUGGGAUGAUUUUGCAGCAAAUGAAAACUUUGAUGAGUCAAUGAUUAUCCUUUUUGAUGGGUUGGAGAAUUUCCUAACCGUUUGUCAUAGUUAUCUAAUGCACUCAAAUGCUAAAAUCCAAAUCGAGUCACAAAUGAAUAGAGAGUCGGCGAGUAAUGGAUUUUUAAACAGUGUAAUGCUGGGAGUCUUCCAAAUAGAAUCACCUUCAACCAAAGAUACUGAACAAAAUAAGCAUUAUUCAACUCUUAUCGCUUUUCAUGAUGCCACAAAAGUCAGCUUUAAAAUAUGGGAUUGGGCUGAUUCUAAAACAAACAUCCCCGAAAAUGUCACCACUUACUCGGAUCGUUCAUUGACUUUUGUCUCCCAUAAUCUUAAAUUUAGAACCAAGACAUUUUUGGACCGAUUGAUUGAAUUGGAAAGACAGGAAAUUGUCAAUACCUUGAUCACUUCCCAUAUUCAGUUAUCCAGUGUGUUGAAGGUUUUAAAUAUCUUGGAUAACGGCAGAUCACAAGUGACAUUGCCUUAUUUGUUCAAUUAUAUCAAGAUGAAAUUCCACCCUCAGUCAUUUUUGGAUACAAACAAGACUUAUGUUGAAUCAAAUGUGGAUACAAACGAAUUGUCCAAUUUUAUAGUGGCGUUCUACGACUUUAUGGAUUCCGAUACAAUGCUGGAUAUUUGGAAUCAAACAUUGGAAUUUUGUGAGAUUGUUGGCUCGCAAAUAACCCAAUUUGAAGCUAUUGUACCGGCAGUUUUACAAAUCUGUAAAGUUAUGUCUAUCAAGACGAACAAUAUUAGAAACAAAGAUUUGAAAAACAAGAAGCUGUUAUCCGAGAGCUUUACUCGACUUUUAACCCAAUACAUCAAUUAUAAUUCGUUUACAAAACCGAAAUCAGGCGGUGCUGACGAUGGUGUGGUAUAUGAUCAACAAUUUGUUGAUGCAUUAUGCGACUUGAUCCCAGUUUUGGAUGAAAUCUACCAUGAUUCGGAAAAGACAAGUCAAGCUGUUGGGCUCAUCAUUAACAAUGUCAUUUCAACCCAGAAUAAGAGAAAGAAUUUCCAGUUAAACGACGCGUCCUUACACUUGUUGCAGUUGUUGGGACAAAAUUACCCUACAAGAAUUUGGAAAUCUUCGGUGGCAGACUUAUUCAACGAUGCAAAGUUCUUCACCACCAAUACAGCCUCUAAUUGGAAAUGGAUGGAGAUUGUUCAAACUUGGAUUGAGAAUGAUAAAGACAAAUUGGAUGACAAGAUUAACAAACUUGCACCGUCAUCAACAAACUCCCCCGCGGGGACAUUAUUCAACUGGAAUGAAGAAUCUGAAAUUGAGACUAAAAUUAAUAUAUUGAAACAGUUGACAUACAUCAUUCUAGUUCAACCUCAUGAUUACUUUGCGAACAAGAUAAAUCAAAUUUUUGACAAGGUGAAUCAGUUGCUAAGUCUAAACACGUGUCCCACUCUGAUUCGAAUUGAAAUUAGUACUUUAUUACGAGCCAUUGUUUUGAAAGUCAGCGAUAUUCAUCUUACUUCUCAUUGGGCAUUGAUAAUUUAUGAAUUGCAACAGGUUUUUGCCUUGAUUUCUCAGCCACCAAAAUCACCAAAGGAACUAACAUCGAUACCUUCAGAUGCAUUGCAGUUGUUACUAUUUGCAUCAAAAUUGCUUGACGAAUUGUUAAUUAUCAACCCUGAUGGAUUCAAUUUGAAUUCGUGGUUGUUUAUCAGCAUUGAUUCUGAAAAUAAAUCCACCCAAUCUAAUCUGAUUAUUGAUUGUAUUUCCAAUAAUAAUGAUUUUACUUUUUUGAAAAACGAUGCAAUUAAAUUAAACCACGGAGGUUUACUGGAUGAAACUAGUCUAAGUCCAUUAUUGGAAGGCGUGAGACAAAUUUCUCUGAUUACCCAAUUGAGAUUGUUUUUUGAUUCAUUAAGUAUGAUACACUACGAACGUACUUAUAGUUUGAAACCAGUCAAUUAUAAAACAUGUCGAGGUGAUAUUAUUCAUGACUUGAUCACCAUAACCAAAGGAUAG
Molecule: messenger RNA, 7155 nt
Organism: Lodderomyces margitis
Lineage: Eukaryota; Fungi; Ascomycota; Pichiomycetes; Serinales; Debaryomycetaceae
Exons: 3
Coding region: 1-7155 (2384 amino acids)
Biological process (GO): heme biosynthetic process; Golgi to endosome transport
Cellular component (GO): endosome; trans-Golgi network; membrane
Molecular function (GO): metallopeptidase activity; protein binding; protoheme IX farnesyltransferase activity
Source: RefSeq, a predicted model, not a curated record